UGAAGCGGACGGCGCACAAUCCGAAACGUCCUUUUAAGAACAACAGCAGACCUUUAAACACGACUGGAUCGACACAUGCCUUGACUGCUCCCCAGUCUCUUCCAGCUCACUGUCAGCGACACCCACUCCUGUCGGAUCCACAGCUGACACCACAGCCGACACCACAGUGACAUUCAUUGACCGGCGGACUGCACUUUUGUCGGGAUGUUCUGGAUGUGAACAUGGAGUUUUCUUCCCCACCAGUGGUGGAUACGUUACUGUUCCGUCUCCGCCCGUCCAGUCCUCCCAGCACCGCUGACUGGUUUCCAACCGCCUCCGCCCGACAGGUGAGCAGUUCGGGGCCACCGGAGACCCGGUGGGCGGGCCUGGAGUCUCCGGAGCCCGCAGGCUCGGUACCCGCCGGACAGCGGAGCACCUGACAGACAGCUCCAUGCUGUCCCCCCUCUAUCAGGACCAUGGCGGCUCGGUGGUGUGGCCCCAGACUUCGUCCUGCUCCUCCUCCUCUCAGGGCCUCCAACGGCCGCUACGCUGCCACCCUCCCCCAAUCAGUGGGAGCAGCGUGGGCCCCAACCCUACCUACUAUCAUGCUGUUUAUGACGUCCGGGUGGAGCAGUACAGAGAAGUGCCCUUCAUUGGUGGAGGUGGUGGCUACGGGGUGCGCUCUGGCCGAGGCCCCUUGUCCCUGGUUACCAGCAGCAAUGACCCCACAGUCCCGCUAAUCCGCCGGAGGGGAGGACUGGUGGACCACCGGGAUGUCAUCUUGGCCCACCAGGCACACAAGCUGCACAACACACCACAGGCCAGGAGGAAACAAUGGGAAAUGGCGCGUUUUGGAGACGAGCUACCCAACAGGUAUGGAGGAGGAGGAGGAGGUGGUGGUGGCGGUGGUGGCGGGGGUGCCGGCGGACAAGGGGGGCCCGGCCGCGGCGGCAGCAGGCAAGGGGGGCCCCCCGGAGGGCAGCGGAUGUACAAGCAGUCGAUGGCCCAGAGAGCCCGGACCAUGGCCCUGUACAACCCCAUACCCGUCCGGCAGAGCUGCCUAACGGUCAACCGCUCCCUCUUCCUCUUCAGCGAAGACAACCUGGUGAGGAAGUACGCCAAAAAGAUCACCGAAUGGCCUCCGUUUGAAUGGAUGAUCCUCACCACCAUCAUUGCAAACUGCAUCGUCCUGGCCCUGGAACAGCAUCUUCCCGAUGGAGACAAGACGCCUCUGUCUGAGCGACUGGAGGAAACGGAGCCCUACUUCAUAGCCAUCUUCUGUUUUGAGUCAGGGAUCAAGAUCCUGGCUCUAGGUUUUGCGUUACAUAAGGGCUCCUACCUGAGGAACGGGUGGAACGUCAUGGACUUCGUGGUCGUGCUCACUGGUAUUUUGUCGUCUGUGGGUUCUCAGCUUGACCUGAGGACACUGCGAGCCGUCAGAGUGCUACGGCCACUGAAACUGGUGUCAGGGAUUCCCAGCCUGCAGGUGGUGCUCAAGUCCAUCAUGAAGGCUAUGAUUCCCCUGCUGCAGAUUGGCCUGCUAUUAUUCGUGGCCAUCCUCAUGUUUGCCAUCAUCGGCCUGGAGUUCUACAUGGGAAAGUUCCACACUACCUGCUACGACGAAGUCACACGAGAGGUAGUGGACGAAUUACCAUGUGGCACAGAGUUGCCGUCCAGGUUGUGUCCUAAUGGCACAGUGUGUAGAGGUGGCUGGCUUGGACCAAACUACGGCAUCACCCAGUUCGACAACAUCCUGUUCGCCGUGCUCACCGUCUUCCAGUGCAUCACCAUGGAGGGAUGGACAGACAUGCUCUACUACAGUAAUGAUGUGGAGGGCAGUGCCUGGAACUGGAUGUACUACAUCCCUCUCAUCAUCAUCGGCUCCUUCUUCAUGCUCAACCUGGUGCUGGGUGUACUCUCAGGUGAAUUUGCCAAAGAGAGAGAGCGAGUGGAGAACAGGAGCGAGUUCCUCAAGCUGAGGCGACAGCAGCAGAUUGAGAGAGAGCUCAACGGAUACCUGGAGUGGAUCUGCAAAGCAGAGGAGGUGAUUUUGGCUGAAGAUGACGCCACAGGGAACUUUGAUGGUUCGAGGCGAAGGCCAACCAUCAAAACCAAAAACAACAAGACAGAGCUGCUGAACCCUGAGGAAGGAGAGGACAACAUGGGAGACGCAGUAGGUUUUGCACGCUCCAGUAUAAAGAGCGGUAAGGACGGCAAUUACAAUAAGACAGAGCGACGAAUGCGAUUCUUUAUCCGCAAGAUAGUGAAGACGCAGGCUUUCUAUUGGACGGUGCUCUGCCUGGUGGGCCUCAACACCAUGUGUGUGGCUGCGGUGCAUUACAACCAGCCUGAGCUGCUCUCCGACUUCCUCUUCUAUGCAGAGUUUAUCUUCCUCGGUUUGUUCAUGUCUGAGAUGCUGAUCAAGAUGUAUGGUCUGGGCAUCCAGCCCUACUUCCACUCCUCAUUCAACUGCUUCGACUGUGUGGUAAUCGUGGGCAGUAUCUUCGAGGUGGUGUGGGCCACCAUUAAACCAGGCACGUCCUUUGGGAUCAGUGUGUUACGAGCUCUGCGACUGCUCCGCAUCUUCAAAGUCACCAAGUACUGGGCACCUCUUCGAAACCUGGUGGUUUCUCUGCUAAACUCCAUGAAGUCCAUUGUCAGUUUGCUCUUCCUCCUCUUCCUCUUCAUCGUGGUCUUUGCCUUGUUGGGGAUGCAGCUGUUUGGAGGACAAUUCAACUUUGUAGGCGGAACCCCUCCUACUAACUUUGACACUUUUGCAGCAGCGAUCAUGACGGUGUUUCAGAUCCUGACAGGAGAGGACUGGAACAUGGUGAUGUACGACGGCAUUGAGUCCCAGGGAGGAGUGAACGACAAAGGGAUGGUCUUCUCCAUCUUCUUCAUCGUCCUUACACUGUUUGGCAACUACACUCUGCUUAACGUCUUCUUGGCCAUCGCUGUCGACAAUCUGGCCAAUGCCCAGGAGCUCACCAAGGAUGAGGAGGAACAAGAGGAAGCAGCCAAUCAGAAGACAGCAAUGCAGAAGGCUAAGGAAGUAGCAGAGGUCAGCCCGCUGUCAGCAGCCAACCUGUCUAUUGCUGCCCUUUCAGAUGAACAGCUCUGUAAGGAGCAGCAGAAGAACCACAUCAAGGGUAACAAGUCAGUGUGGGAGCAAAGGACGAGCGAGAUCCGCCGUCAGAACCUGAUGACGAGCCGCGAGGCGCUCUACAACGAGCUGGAGCAAGAGGACUGGAAGGUGGGAGGGGAGGGAGAGGAGGUGUCCUACCCACGGAAAGCACGUGGUGAUAUGAAGACCCACCUGGAUCGGCCACUGGUUGUCAACCCGCAGGACAACCGCAACAACAACACCAACAAGACCCAACCUGGUGAGCUGCCUCUGGACCAGGAGUACCGGCGCCAGGACAUUGACCACUACCACAGAGCCACCCACUAUCACCACCACCACCAUCAUCAGAAAGCCACAGGGCCAGACAGUGGAGGAACAGGCCAGCCAGCAGAGACCCGCAUGGAGCGUGGCUUCAGCUGCACUUCUCUGGGCAACGUGGAAGGCCAGCAGGGGGAGGAGAGGCACAGCCACAGGAGCCACCGGGGCCACAGGCACAGGAACAGGGAAGGCAGGGAAGCUCGGAGCGUGUCUCCCCACCAGGGUGAAGGGGGAGAGGGGAACAACGAACACAGGAGGUCCAGGCAGCACCGCAGGGCAGCCAAGGAGGGGGAAGACGGCAGGAGACACAGAUCCAGGGGGACAGAGGGAGAGGGGGAGAAAGGAGCAGAAGGGGAGGGACGGAAGACGAGACGGCAUCGCCACGGCAACCAGGAGAGGAGCAGAGGGCAUCGCACCAGAAAGGAGCAUCACAGCACCUGUCCCAGCCUCUCCACCACACGACCCAUUCAGCAGUACAACGAGGACCUGGAUAACUUCCGUAAUAACAGCAAGCUGGCCAGUGCCCAUGAGCACCCAUACGCCCUCCCACCGGAUCACCCAGACCACCCUGACCACGUCAACAACUUGCUGAACUGCCGCGACGCCGACACCCACACCCUGCUCCACAGCAUGGACAGUCUAAUCCUGACCAGCAUGGCCAAACCUGAGUACACAAAGAUAGACAUGCCUCCUGUCUACCCCUAUCCCUCCACCAAUGCCAUCCUGCAAGUGAACAAGAAUGCCAACACCGACCAGAAGAAGAGUGAGGAGAAGAAGGAGGAGGAGGAUGAGGAAGGAGAUGAAGAUGGCCCCAAACCCAUGCCUCCAUACAGUUCCUGCUUUAUACUGUCCACCACCAACCCGUUUCGGAAGUGCUGUCACUACAUCCUGACUCUGAAGUAUUUUGAGUUCAGCAUCCUGUCUGUCAUCGCUAUGAGCAGCAUUGCCCUCGCUGCAGAGGACCCUGUCUGGCCUGACUCACCACAAAAUAAUGUGCUGCGUUAUUUUGACUACGUUUUCACAGGCGUCUUCACGUUUGAAAUGUUGAUCAAGAUGGUGGUGCUGGGCUUGUUUCUCCACCAGGGCUCCUACUUCCGCGACUUGUGGAACAUUCUGGACUUUAUAGUGGUUAGUGGUGCUCUGGUGGCCUUCGCCUUCACGGGGAGCAGCAAGGGUAAAGAUAUCAGUACAAUCAAGUCCCUUCGUGUGCUAAGGGUGUUGCGUCCUCUGAAGACCAUCAAACGACUCCCCAAGUUAAAGGCUGUGUUUGACUGUGUGGUCAACUCUCUGAAGAAUGUGCUGAACAUCUUGAUUGUCUACAUGCUCUUCAUGUUCAUCUUCGCUGUGGUGGCCGUGCAGCUUUUCAAGGGCAGAUUUUUCUACUGCACGGACGAAUCAAAAGAGUUUGAGCGCGACUGCAGGGGCGAGUACUUGGUGUAUGAUAGAGAUGAGGUUAAAGCCCAGAAGCGGGAGUGGAAGAAGUACGAUUUCCACUACGACAACGUGGCUUGGGCCCUGCUCACCCUCUUCACUGUCUCAACUGGAGAGGGGUGGCCGCAGGUGUUAAAGCACUCAGUGGACUCCACCUAUGAGAAUCAGGGCCCUAGCCCAGGUUACAGGAUGGAAAUGUCCAUCUUUUACGUGGUGUACUUCGUUGUCUUCCCCUUCUUCUUCGUAAACAUCUUUGUGGCUCUUAUCAUCAUCACCUUCCAGGAACAGGGGGAUAAGAUGAUGGAGGACUAUAGUUUAGAAAAGAAUGAGAGAGCUUGUAUAGAUUUUGCCAUCAACGCCAGGCCUCUGACUCGCCACAUGCCGAAGAAUAAACUGAGCUUCCAGUAUCGCAUGUGGCAGUUUGUGGUGUCUCCGCCCUUCGAGUACAGCAUCAUGGCUCUGAUUGCGCUCAACACCAUUGUCCUUAUGAUGAAGUUUAAUGGUGCAUCGCAAACGUACGAUGAAGUCCUGAAGAACCUCAACAUCGUGUUUACCACCUUCUUCUUCAUGGAGUCAGUCCUCAAGAUCAUCGCUUUCGGCCCUCUGAAUUACUUCAGAGAUGCCUGGAACAUUUUUGAUUUUGUCUCCGUCCUUGGAAGCAUCACUGACAUAUUAGUGACAGAGCUAGGGAAUAACUUCAUCAACUUGAGUUUCCUGAGGCUGUUCAGAGCAGCUCGCCUCAUCAAGCUGCUGAGACAGGGAGAGACCAUCCGCAUCCUGUUGUGGACCUUUGUCCAGUCCUUCAAGGCUCUGCCAUACGUCUGCCUGCUCAUUGCCAUGCUCUUCUUCAUCUAUGCCAUCAUCGGCAUGCAGUUGUUUGGGAAUCUGGCACUAGAUGAGGAGGGAGAGAGUGCAAUCAACGAGCACAAUAACUUCAGAACCUUCAUUAUGGCCCUCAUGCUGCUCUUUAGGAGCGCUACGGGCGAGGCGUGGCAUGAGAUCAUGUUGGCUUGCCUGGGUGGUAAGGAAUGCGACCCGGCCUCAGGGAACACAGAACCCGAAUGUGGCAGCACCUUCGCCUACACCUACUUUGUCUCCUUCAUCUUCCUCUGCUCUUUCCUGAUGCUGAAUCUGUUUGUGGCCGUCAUCAUGGACAACUUUGAGUACCUGACCAGAGACUCCUCUAUCCUGGGGCCACAUCACCUGGACGAGUAUGUAAGGAUCUGGGCCGAGUACGAUCCUGCUGCCUGCGGGCGCAUACAUUAUAAGGAUAUGUACAGUUUAUUGCGAGUUAUCUCCCCUCCCCUGGGCCUUGGCAAGAAAUGCCCACAUAGGGUGGCCUGCAAGAGGCUGCUGCGCAUGGAUCUGCCGGUUGCCGAUGACAACACGGUGCAUUUUAACUCAACCCUCAUGGCUCUGAUCAGGACAGCCCUGGAUAUAAAGAUUGCCAAGGGCGGUGCAGACAAGCACCAGAUGGAUGCAGAGCUGAGAAAGGAGAUGAUGGCUAUUUGGCCAAACUUAUCACAGAAGACACUGGACCUGCUGGUUACACCACACAAGGCAGCCACAGACUUGACGGUGGGCAAAAUCUACGCUGCCAUGAUGAUCAUGGAAUACUACCGGCAGAGCAAGACGAAAAAGCUGCAGGCCCUGCGAGAGGAACAGAACCGAACGCCAUUAAUGUUUCAGCGCAUGGAGCCGCCCUCUGAGGGAGGGGGCACAGACGGCCAGGGGGGCCAAGGCCUGAACGGCCUCCCCAACACCCAGCCGGACAACCUCAACAGCAUACCUCCCGAGGGUGGCAUGACUGAGAGCCAGUCGUGGGUGACGGCCAAAGCCCAGAAAAUGUUCCAAAAUACGGGUAACUGGAGCCCCGACAGACCCUACCCCGACGAUCUCCAUGACAACCGUCACAACCCACAGACGGUAGAGAUGAGGGAGAUGGGGCGGGACGGGUACUCCGACACUGAGCCCUAUCACCCAAUGGAUGGGCAUGGGCGGACCCUCUCCAUGCCCCGCCUCUCGGCAGACAACCAAAGAGCUCAUCCUGUUUCGCGGAGGAGACACAGGCCUCGCGGAAAUAACCUCAGUACCAUCACUGACACCAGUCCGAUGCGUCGCUCCACCUCCAGCUUGGUCCACGGGCGUACGGGCCGGGGCGUGAGGCUGGACGACUACUCCCUGGAGAGGGUGGUGUCUGAGGAGGGGAGACACGGAGGGCGCAGACACAGGGACAGAAGUCACCGUGCCUCGCAGCGCUCACUGACUAGAUACACCGACGCAGACACGGGCCUGGGCACAGACCUGAGCACCACCACGCAGUCGGGCGACCUUCCACCAAAGGAACGCGAGCGAGACCGCGGCCGGACCAAGGAUCGUCGUCACCACCAUCAUCACCAUCACCAUCACAGCUCCAUGGACAAGGAGCGCUACGGCCCUGACCGCCAUGACUACCCCCAAAGGCACCCCCAUGACCGCCACUGGUCCCGCUCACCCAGCGAGGGGCCUGAUGGAAGAGGACACAGACAGGGCAGUAGUUCGGUGAGCGGCAGUCCGGUCCCCUCUACCUCGGGGACCAGCACUCCGCGGAGAGGCCGUCGCCAGCUACCCCAGACCCCUGCCAUCCCCCGUCCACAUGUCACCUACUCCCCCGCUGUCCGCAAGCCCAGCUACGGUCCCCCGGGGCCGGGCCGACUGCGUUCGCCCUCCCCCAGACACUUCUCCCCACCAGACCACGACAGGGGCUACCACCACCGGCCCCCGUCACGCCACGCUUCUCCACACCACGGGGGUUCCUCAUCCCGGCACGGUUCACCGCGCUCCCCUAGGCACCAGUCCCCGCGCUCGCCCCUCCACGGCUCACCUCGGUCCCCUCAUCGAGGCCGCUGGAGCGGGCCUCCGCCUGGGGACAGCCUGGAGGGUGACGGGCCAUUCUACGAGCGCGACUACGAGUAUGAGCGGCACCAUGAGCCCCCUGCCUACGAGCAAAGCCUCUCCCACGGCAACCCACACCCACAUGGGGGAAAUCCUCACCCACACCCACGCUCACCUAGGACUGCCCGCCACGGGCCCCCUCCGCCCCCGCACCCUCAUCCACGUAGGGUGCCCAAUGGUUACCGCUCAUCCUCACCUUCUCCACAUCGGCGGGGACCACCAGGGGCGCCCCCCCACCCACACCACCGCCCUCCCCAUGCCCGAGGGCCCCGCAAGGGCCUGCAUGAACCUUAUAGUGAGACGGAUGAGGAUGACUGGUGCUAGCAACCACAGGGAGCGAGGGAUAUGGGCAGGAGAGGAGAAGAAGAAUAGCAGCCUCCAAUGCUCUGGCAUUGGAUAUGUAGACUUUUAAUAAAGCAGAGGUGGUGAAAAUGUUGGGGGCAGGGCUUGUGAACGCCCUCCAAACCCUCUACCUUCACCCCCCUCGGACUCUAAAUGAGAGGAAAGGGUGGGGUGGGGGGGAGCGGGGUGAAGGUGCUGCAAAUAGCCUUUUACAGAUUUUGUGUAAGACUAAAAUCAGUGACAGAGCAGCACAUGGAUAAUUGAAAAAGAGACAGUCAAGACAACUAGGGCAAGACCUGGGCACAGUUUACCUCUGCCUCUCUCAGUCUCAGAACUACACUUCCCAGAAUUCUAUGCUUGACCAGCAAGGCCAGGCUGCAGAAGGAAGAGAGAAGUCUGGGAACAGAAUAGCGACAGAGGACCAUGUAAAACGGCCAGGGAUGAUCGCGGUUCACAAGGUCUAAAAGCACUUCUCCAAGACUGUCGCGUGAUUGGUUAGUCUUGUCAGAUGUGUGCUAUCUGUCACUGGCCAGUCUGCUAAUGUAAAAGCCUGAAAAUGAGCUGGAACACAGAGUCCACUGCUUGACUCUGCUCCUCGAACAGAUAUGUUUAAAGAAAAAUAAAUUAAAGCAAAAAGCCAGGACCCCCUAACCCUUACAUGCCAAGCUAUGCCUCCAGAAAAUCAAACUUGAACAAUGAAGAACAAAAUGAAACUUUACAUGACAAACAAUGAAAAGAAAAAAAGGGAGAACAACCACUUUAUCUUUAACCUUUUUCCUUUCCAAGGGACAGAACCAGGAAGCUCCGCCUAUACUGCAAAAACCAGCCAAUCACAGUGCUGGCUGAUAUUUGAUGAGUUUUAUCAUCUCUGUUUACUGUUAAAGACUCACUUAAUGCUGACGGAACUGGUGUGACAUCACUUCCUGUCUGGCGGUGGUGUUAGUGGAGGGAGGCGGGGCACGGUGUGGGCUCACUUCCUGUCCGAGUGCGUAAUGCGGGGGUGGGCUCAGGUAACUUGAGAAGGGAGCCGGACACUUCGUCAAGCCCCUUCCUCCUCAGUUACUCAACCUGGCGCAAGGCGAAGGACGACCUGACAGGAAAUGACAUCACACGGUUGAAUGGGGCGGAGGAGAGGAAAGGAGGGAUGGGGAAAAAGACUAAUUUCUUCAGUAUUUCUUCUAUCAAUUACUUCUCCUUCUUGUUCUUCUUCGGACAUUGGAGCUUGGUUCUUCUGUUGCAUUCGCUCAGCCUCCUUUGAUCUUUUUCGGAGUCCAAAAUUUGAUGGAAACCUGCAUGAUUGAUUAAAUACAUACUAGAGAGGAAAUCUAACUGGUGUGGGUGGGACCUGGGGGCUUUAUAGGAAACUUUGCAUUUAGGUUUACUAAAGAAGUUCUCUUCUUUCAGACUCUCUCUCUCUCUCUCUCUCUUACAUCUCAAAUGUAAUUUUCAUUUACUUUUUACCCGGAACAGGUUUUGACAGUCGGCUGUUUUGUUCGUCUCAGUUUUCUGCCGACAGGGUUCAAAAACGAUGUUUCUACAACCUGUUAAAAGACAGGAAACACUGCAGGAUCACAUUAAAGUUUCCUGUUGUGAUUGAGAAACUAGAGGGAGAAAGGGUGGAGAGAAGCGGACUUCUACCACAUUUAAUUUAUUAUUGUUAAUGAUGAUAGUCUUAUGAAUAAUGAUAUCAAUGUCAAUGCAAAAUGACGAUGACAUGAUGAUAAUGAUACUGAUGAUUGAUUGAUUGAUAGAACUGUUGCUGUAGAUUUGUUGUCAUGUUAUUUGGAGUUUAAGUAUGCUAUGUCCAUCUUGUUUACAUCCGUUAUGUUUUUAUCCCCCGCGUUCAAUGACGUUUACCGGGUUCCUGAUGCCUUCCUGCAACAUUUCGGGGCAAUGACGGCUUGGGAACAUUCACUUAGCAGCGUUGCGCGUUGUAACGCAACUCUUAAGAUACACUCUUUCUUCAGAAUGGUGGAGGUAGAGGUCAGGGGAGCUUCAGUACCUGACUUGCAAUGAUUUAUGGGGUCAGUACUCUGGUCAAGCCAACCCAAAGAUCAAGAAUUCAUGCUCAGAGGCAGGAGUAGACCAGAUCAUUGAGAAUGUGGAAGAAUCAGUCUGCCUUUUACACUGCAGAGGUUUCAUACAACCCUGUUUUACUGAGGUUAAAAUUCUACCAUGGUUGAAUUCUUCCACUUGCAGCCAAAAAACUACGAAUCUCAAUCUUUUCCCUCUGUCGGGCGCUGUAGUUUUGUAGUGAGAUUGGUUGCCGGCAGUGACAGCACAGUAUUGGUGGUACAGUGUUGGUGUCAGUAUUAGGUGGUGUUGUUCUCUUUUUUGCCACCAGGGGGCAAUUAUCAGCACACAUUAUCCGCCCUGCCUUCCCCCUCUACAGGACAGCCUCCCGGCCACAUCCUGGUUUCUAGACCUGGAGUGGAACCGCCACUUAUACCUGUCUCUUAUAUCUUUGUAAGAUAUAUAGAUGAAGUCCAGUCCUAGUCAGGAAACGUGGAUGUAGCUGAGGAGACGCCAUAUCUGUCCGUUUGUCGGUCCGUCCUUUUGUCUGCCUGUCUGUGCCAAUGCUGACCUCCCCUCCAGCCCCUUCUCUCAGGUCUGGAAAACCAGAGAACAGCUACCGAAUCACCAAUCCAAUCAAAUGAGGUUGUAGCAAAGCUGAAACCUCUUCUGCCAAAACCCACUUCACUAUCCACCAACCUCUCUCUCCACAUCUAUCUUUUACCUUUCUGUCCAUUUGCUUUGACAUCUGUUCUUUCAGCUUGCCAGAGAGCGUUAAUGAAGACACAAAAGGCAUUACAGGACAGAAACACGUAGGAAUAAUAACUUCAUCCUUAUUGUUAUGAGGGACAACAAUUAUUGAAUAUUCAAUAACUCUAGGACAAGAUGAUAAAGUAUAGAUAAAUAUAGAUGAUAAACUACAUAUAAAUCUAGAUCUAAUGCAGUAGCUGUAGUUAUAGAUAACAGACAGAGUAUAAUUAGAGUUUCAGAUAUUUAUUUAUUUUGCAUACCGUUCAUGCUCAUGACACGGUUGACGAUCUAGCUACUCUUGAAAACUCGCACUGUUUUCUUCGCAGUCGCAGAAGCCAGAAAACAAACCCCAGUCCACGUGUUUUGACUCUAUGCAGACCUCAUGAGCAUCCUCAUUGUAUUAUUUCGGAGGAGAAACUGCAACGCUGUGGUACCGUAAAACAGAAUAAUGAGACAGGAACACAUGGAUCUGUGAAAAUGUGAAGAUCGACACCACGUUUGCACACGUCACUCGACAUCACACCCACAACCCCUUUCUUUCACAUACCUCUGUCGCUGUCCUCCCCCCUCCUCUUCCAGAUGAUCCGUUUUCCCUCACCAUCUUUUCUCCUCUCCCGAAAUGUGUUGCCUCCAGGCCUACUAGUUGAGCAUAGCAUAGUGAGGAUUGGGAUAGGGGGGUUUUUUGUUUUUGUUAAUUGGUUUUUUUGUUUGGCGGGAGUCGAGGGGCGCAAACCCGAAACCCCUCUGCCCUUGCCUCCCAUCAAGAGAGGUUAUGGCAAGUGGAGACGCUUCCCCAAUAACCCCCUACAGAGCCACAGUGCCUUCUGUAUCAGAGUCACAUUCAUCACCUCCCCGAUUUUCUCGCCCCUAGCUGCUCCCGUUUAAACCCCCCCUUACCCUCUGUAGUAGUUGAGAUCAACCACACUACGCCUUAAAAGUCGAGUCCCACCGGCUCCCAUGCUAGCAUAGAAACAGGGAGAGUGGUGAUAUUGAGACUGGGCCACGGUGAGGAAAUAGCCAAGAGGCUAGACUUGAAAUGGGGAAAUCAAUAUCACAUCCAGUGUGGGCUUAACUGCUUAAAACAUACACAGUUCCCAAAAAUCAAAAGAGAUCCACACAGUUUGAAUCAGAGCUUUGUGGGUUUUCAGUUGUAAAGAUUCGGAUGGUCACCCUUGGUGUACCGGAUGCUGCUAGUAAGCUAUCCCUCUUGGCUUCACCUCCCUGUCAGGCAUUUUGUGUCCAUCCCAGAUAUGUCGUGGGUCCAGUUUCAGGCGGUGUAGUGAGAGGUUUACGGAGGUGCAAAGCAGUUUGCUUACUUCUCAGGUCCCUCUAGAGUUAGGUAGCUAGAUAGUUAGACAAUGUAGGGAACAGUCAGCUACAAAACAAGCAGGCCUUGGAUUGAGUUAUUGUAUGGUUUUACCUGGCAUGGCGUCAGACGCUGUAAUGUUGACCCCCCCGCCACCCCAACCCCCUCCCUCCUUUCACUAACCUGCAUUACACACUCUGACCCCUCACCUCGCCAUCAGCAGCCUGCCAAUGCACCAACACUUGAUGCCAAGCGUGUUGACGGACAGGCAGCAAAAAACCCACCUCCAUUUUGGCUCCACCAAAACCACUCGCUUGUCCAGAAUUGUAACAGCGGAUCCAAAAUGGCCGACACACAACACUGCCCUUGUGUGAAAGCAUGUUGUGUGUGUGCUUUUCCAAGAACAAAUCCCAUUCUUUGGAGAGAAAAAAAAACAGUGAACAUCUGAUUCUUUCUUUCUUUUGGUUUUUGUUUCCCUGACUUUUGUGAACGGGGUUGGGGGGGAUUGCAAGGUUUUUGCUCAGUCAUUGCUUCUCUUCACAUCUGCUGUCUGCGUCUUCACCUCCAGCUUCUGUCUCCCAUCGGUCUUAACCUCGGACUAAUCAUUUUUUUUGCUUUUCUUCUCCAUUAUGGGACGAAGGAAAAACUAACAAACGCACCAACCCAUCCACUCAGUCGGCUGUGAAAUUGUGUCAGUGGGUCAGUCGUGAGGCAACGUGUCGACAAAAACACGAAUAAGGGCUCUCUUUAAAAAAAAAAACUACACAGUGGGUUUUAAUGUACAGUAGUGCUGCCAAAAGUUGUGCUUAUGUAGCUGAAGCCACGCUGUGGUCUCCCCUUUGUACAGCACUAGAUGUGUGCAUGCGUGUGUGUGUAGGGGGUCAAGAGCGAGGCAGGGAGGGUGGGGUGGGAGGGUCAAAAGACAAUGAGAGAGAUUUUAAUGAUGCAGGAGGGUCCUGUUUUGGGGUGGAGUUUUGGGGAGGGGAGGAGCAGCAGCUGCAGAGGUCGUCGUGAUGUUAACACACAAUUUCACAAUGGCACUGGACCACUUUUCGGGCUCAUCCUCAUGCUCAGAAGCCAUUUUGUCACCAUCACCUCGCCCACGCUUGGUCCCACUUUGAGGGGGGCAGGGCAACUGCUGCGACAGGGAGACAUUUACUGUGUGUGCGCAGUGUGUGUGUGCAGGUGUGUGUGCAGGUGUUUUGAGUGGUGUGAAUGUGUUUAGGGCUGAAAUGUAUUAUUCUCAUUAUCAAUUCAUCUGGAAGUUUAUUUGACUGAUUAAUCAAAUAGUCAAGUAGUCUAUAAAAUAUGUUUUAUAUAUUUUUAGUUGUUUUAGGUCUAUCGGUAUAUAUUAGCUGACGAGCUAAACUCAACUACUCAAUUUUUGUAACCCACGAUGCUCAAUAUGCUACUCGAUAUAAUAGUAUUUCUUUUUAUAUGCAAAAUAAUAUAAAAUAUAAGUAAAACUAGAAAAUAAUGAUAAAAUUAGGAAGGUGCAAAUGAUGGUGCAAUGCUAAAAUGAUUGUGCAGGGUGCAGUUACUGGAAGACCAAUUACAAACUAAAAAAUAAAAAUACUGCACAUAAAGAUGUGUCUAUGUUGUUAUAUGACUAUGAAACUGCCAGCCCAUUAGUGUUCAUUAAUGUGAUAAUGCACAUAUAUAAACAAAUAAAUAACAGUAAAUAUCACAAGCUCUGAAGAAUCAAAUCACUUGUUUAACCUAACAAAUACUUUAAAAUCCAAAGAUAUUUAAUUUAUAAACCUUAAGUUAUAAAUCCUCCUGAAACGUUUUUUUUCUGUGGGUUGAUUAAUCAGUUAAUCAACUAAUCAUUUCAGCACUAAUUGUGUGUGUGUGUGUGUGUGUGUGUAAGAGGAAGAGGCUAUGUAUGAGAGUGGACUUGCAUGUAUUUGUCGGUUUAUUAUUGUGUGUGCGUGUGUGUGUGUGUGUGUGUGUGCGUGCGUGCAUAUGUCCAUACACCAUCAGCUACAGUAGGUAACCCUCAGUGCCUUACACUGUACAGGACACACUGAUUUCUCCCUCUGAGACGAUCACAGCGCACACGUAAGAUAAUACCGUCUUCAUCAUCAUCUUCAUCCCCCUCUCUCCCUCCCUUGACCACUCCUCGCCUUCCUCCGGGAUUCAUUGAGUCAAGCCUGGACAGAUGAGGGUGGGGAUGGAGAGCGGAGGAGGUUCAGUAGAUAAUCAUGUCAUUUCCCUCACCCAUUCUCUCUCAUGCCGUCUAUUGUAUAUUUUGGCUCUGUAAUUAUUCUGUAUAUAAUCCAUAAACUUUAUGAAAAACUCAUUGUUGUUCAUCUGAUGUUCAUUAGUUCUCUCGCUGUGUUUCAUUCUUCCUCCUUCUCAGCAUUUUCACAUUGAGUUCAUCUUUCUCUCCUCAUCCCUCCUGUAGUACCAUUCAUAAACACAAGGUGGUGGGAUUGAGCUUUCGCCAUUAUCACUCAUUAUGAAAUGUAUACUGGUGUGUCUGUGUGUGCUGUUUAGGUUGAAUGAGUUUAUGCUUGCUGCGUGUGUCUGUGAACGUCUGUCUGCAGUGUGUGUGUGUGUGUGUGUGUGUGUGUGUGUGUGUGUCCAGCAGGUAUUAGGGGUGAAUUUCUUGAUGAUUCCUGCACAUUGAUCUCUAAUUCAUUCACUUGAAUGAAUAAUUGGCGCUCUCAGUUGAUAUGAAUGUUAUGUAGGAAGAGUGUGUACACAGAAGAGAAAACAAUGUGUUAGCUCCUCCGUAAAAUACAGUAUGUUUAAAGCUGCACUAAUAUAUUAUCGCUGUAGGAAGUGUAAGCAAACCAUUAGCUAUUGGUGCAUCCAGCAGACACAGAGCAACAUUAGCAUUCAUUUGCCGUUGUGUUUGUGUCAGUGCAUUAAAGACUGUUAUUUGUGCUCCUUUGAGCUAUGUUUUGGUCUCCACCGACUCCUACGAAAACCUCUGGGUUCUUAAGCUGCAGAGAUGUGUACCAGCUAGUUGCUAACUUUGCCUGCAGUUUAGCGCUGGGCAGAGUGAUCGAGGAGUACUGGAACAACAUGUUUGAGAUUUUACUAAUUAACUAAUGCACUAAAUGUGUAAACUUAGUGAUGCUUUGAUGGAAUGAGUUCGGUAAUUUGUGUGCACCUCUGUACUGACAGGAUGACGCUAGCACUCUGGGUGCUCCUUGUUGCUCCUGCUGUUAAUUUAAAGGAACUUAUCGAUGCGAGGAAUCCGUUUUUCUGCAUGUGAUCAAAACUUUUAUCCCUGAUACUUGCCGGGCUCAGUACCUUCUGUGCUGAUUUACGAUAAAUACGAUUCUUCUAAGACAUGGGUGAAGUGUCUCCUGCUGUCGCCAUAGCAACCCUCAAGGUCCCUCUCACUGUUUCUAUCUAUCUCUAUUUGUCUCUCUCCCCCCACCCCCCUCUUUCUUCUCCAUUUGUUUCCAUCACCAUCCAUCUGGUGAAGUUGCUUCCAGAAGAUCCGUCCACGUCUUGGCGUCAGCGUUCCGACGCUGGAGACCGAUCUCUCCCAACGCAUCUCUCCCAACACAUCUCUCCCAACACAUCUCUCCCAACACAUCUCCAGGUGCCACAAGAUGAUGAAAUCAGCAGGAUCUUUUUUUUAACCCUUUGUAGCACAGAUUUGAUUAUGUAUUAUUAUUAUUCAGAGAAGAUUUUAGGGCCCUCAAACCGAACAGGGGAAAGUGACACAUCUACAGCCGCAACAGAUAUCGACUCAUUUUAUUCAUUUGACUUGAUGGGUUUAGGUCUGCACAGGCCAAAAUGAACUAUUAGCGCCUUUUUUCUGAGAAAGUAACCUAUUUGAUAUAAGUAAAGAUUAAGGUGUCAAAAGAAACUUAAUUCCAUUAGCCCAAGAUUAGGGACAUUUCUCUCUUUUCCUGUGGCAUUCAUACCAGUUUCCACUUAAAAUCAUAUUUUACUUCAUGUUACUUUACAAUUAGUAAUAUCACAAUAUACACUUUAUAUUCCUUUAUAUAUCCUUAUACAUGGCCCUACUCCUUGGUACUUUAUUACAGCUAGGCUUAUAUAUACAUGACACAUGGUGAAAUAGUCAAACCUGGUCAAACAAGCAAGCUUAAUAGUAAAAGCUUCUAAGUACACAUGCUUGUUGGGAACAUGAAGUGCAACCCUCCCCCCACCCAAAAACAAUUAAUGCUGAGAUGGCCAAAAUCUAAUAGUAAAAAGUAGCUACUAAGGGUUAAAUAUCAUUUCAAAGGAUCCAAAUACCAGAGGAGAGAAAGUGUUGUCAGUGCAGAGAUGCAUUGGGAAAACUCUGAAGCAACUACCAACCAUCCAUCUCAUCACCCCGCAAACCAUCGGACACUCGACCCAGUAGAAACCGAACCAGUGCCACAGUAGAAAACCAUACAGGAUUCACUCAGCAAGUUGGGGAAAAAAGAGAAAAAAUAAACAUACAUGGCAAUUUAAGAUAAAAGAGAAGUAUUUAAUUACAGAUUUGCAUGUGCAAUGUGCAUGCCACUAUGUGGGGUAACAAGUCAACUUCAGGAAUUAAAAAAAAUAAAUAUAAAGAAAAAAGUAUAUAUAUGUAAAAAUAUAUAUAGAUAGAUGUUUUUAAGAGCAAUGUGUUUCUUUUUUCUUCUAUUUUUAAAAACAAAAAAUUCAAGAAAACCCGACCAAAAAAAUACAAAUAAAAAUGAAAAAAAAAAAAUCAUCCUGAUAAAAAAUGGAAAUGACUUUGGUGAUGAAAUCAAAGAAUGUUUGUUUGUUAUAUUUGCCAGAUAUUUCACGGGGGAAAACCGUGGGGGAACAAGGAUAGAUAACACUUUAACUAACAUUACAAAAAAAAGAAAAAAUGAUUUUAAAAAGAGGGAGAAGGAAUACAAAACUUUUCCUUGAUGAAAAACAAUCCCUUUGAGAGUAAAGAGCUGCCUGAACCUGAAUCUAGUGAUGUUAUUCCCGUUUAUUCCGGCUAUGAAAUCCCUUCUUUCUCUCUCCCUCUCUCUUUCUCUCUUUCUCUGACCAUCUCUUUCCCUCCCUCUGUUUCUUUCUCUAUCUCUGCUGUUUCUACCAGUGCAUUUUGUAAUUUCAAACAGAACUCUUCCUAAAGAACCUGAAUAAACCAGAGAGAAUGCAUUCUA
Messenger RNA from Dicentrarchus labrax (European seabass), 17293 nucleotides. RefSeq names its product calcium channel, voltage-dependent, P/Q type, alpha 1A subunit, b (gene cacna1ab). The record is from RefSeq and is a predicted model, not a curated record. The transcript is spliced from 52 exons. Gene Ontology annotation, biological process: calcium ion import across plasma membrane; chemical synaptic transmission. Gene Ontology annotation, molecular function: high voltage-gated calcium channel activity. NCBI's taxonomy places the organism in Eukaryota, Metazoa, Chordata, Actinopteri, Moronidae. Bases 431 to 8110 code for a protein of 2559 amino acids. Gene Ontology annotation, cellular component: neuronal cell body; voltage-gated calcium channel complex; membrane.